Messenger RNA from Haliotis rufescens (red abalone), 12858 nucleotides. RefSeq lists its product as uncharacterized. NCBI's taxonomy places the organism in Eukaryota, Metazoa, Mollusca, Gastropoda, Lepetellida, Haliotidae. The record is from RefSeq and is a predicted model, not a curated record. The transcript has 7 exons. Gene Ontology annotation, molecular function: chromatin binding; DNA binding. Bases 337 to 6261 code for a protein of 1974 amino acids. Gene Ontology annotation, cellular component: chromocenter; nucleus.
UCCCGUCUGGGCUGGGUGUCAUGCGCAGUAAAGCUGCGGCCAUGUUCUCGGAUAAAUAUAUGCAAAAUUUUGAUAUUUUGAUUAUUUUGUGUGCCGCGCAAGCUAAAAACAAUGGUUAUAUACCCGCAAAAUGCAGGAGAAAUUAACAUAGGAAUACAUGAGCAUGCUACAAUAAUGUUCCGAUCAUGGAAGAUAUCAUGGAUGGAAGUUUCUCAGUAGAAAUGACAUCAAAGUGUAUGUUAAUUUGUGAAAGAUGACGUGAGACAGUGAAAAUGUGUUCUUUCACAGCCAAAGACUUUCUAUUUACAUAGACACCCUUAUUUACCAGAUAUAAACAUGAACUUUGACAAUGGUCAGGGUCUGAAAUUUGGAGUGUCAAACUAUGGCCAGGGAUUGGCAAAUGCCACCAAUGUGUGUCACUUUCAGUAUAUGGGGAUGGGUGAGGCUCAAGGGGCCAUGAAACCUGGCCAAGGGAUACCACAGAUGCCAGUUGACCGAAACACAUUUGUUCCUCCUUAUCACAAUGUUGGACUGGCCCACCAUCAAGGCAACCCAGCAGCCCAAGCAGGUUUUCCAAUGGGGGUCAAUAUCUCUAUGUCGUCACCCAUGUCUUUCAACUCCCUGCCCCCAAUGGAAAGCUUUGGUGGACACAACCAAGGAUUCCCACCCAACCAGAGACCGGGGAUGAACUACAAAAACUUCAAUAACUGGGUCGGUCCAAACCAGAGCAAUCAGACCUCCCUUCCAAGCAUUGGUCACCUGUGGUCACACUUCCAACAACAGCAGAUUCAGAAGCAUACCGUGCAACAGCCUCCCCCACACCAACAGAACUUCUACCCUAACCAGCAGCACAUGCAGGGUUUCCAAAACACACUUGCCCUCAGCCCGAAUAUGGCUGGGGGACCUCGAGGACAGAACAUCAGCUAUCAAUACCAAGCUCAGAAUCCAACCGUUGUGAACCAUUCUAGGAUGUAUCAAAAUUUCCCCCAGGAAAGAAUGCAGAACUGUAUAUAUGGAAGUCAGAACGUUCCCACAGUCAGUCAGAGUGUAGCUGGUGUGAAUGAUCAACAUAUUGCUAAAGCACCUGGUCAGUCACAUCCGGUACACCAUGUAGAAACGGCUGGUCCUCAGGUGACCGCUAUUUGUAACCAGGUGACUAAAACUACCACCACAAUCACCAUGACCACCUGUAACAGUUCUCCCCUGACCACUGCAAUGGCACAUGUGAAUGUGACGGUUCCUUCUGUUCUGACAUCGGUGGCUGUGACCAAACCUGCAGAAGGACCUGGAGGGAGUCCGCGAAACACUCCAGGGGUGGAGGCAGGGCCACCAGUCAGUGUAUCAGGUUGUGCUUCACACCACACUAAGCCCAAAGUAAGUGAUGGUGCAGAUUCGGAGGGAACUGAAUGUGAACAAGACUCCAUGGAAUCCAAAGACAUUGAACCGAGUUUGCAGAUUGUGAAGGUACCAUUUGGCUGGAGACGGACGACAGAGAAUGGGACAGUGGUGUACUACAGCCCCAGCAACACCAGGCUUUGUUCUUACCAUGAAGUAUGCAAGUAUCUGUCUGCUGAGGGCACCUGCAAAUGUGGGUUGGAGUGUCCACUCUUGGUGGAGAAGGUGUUUAACUUUGAUCCAUUGGUCAAUGGAAAACUCUGGACUGUGGAUGAUAUGGCUACAGGGGACCUCACCAAGUUGUGUAUUCACAAACGUAAAAUUAUUGCAAUGGCAACUUUUCAGAGUAGUCGAUCAAUGUCUGUUUCUAAAGACACGGAUAAGAUCAGUCAUUCAGGAACAGGAGGUCAUUCGAGGAAAGGCAAGAAGAGCAAAAGUAAAGUGAACUCUACACCUUAUGAUGGACUGUUGGUAUCACAGCUUCUGGCUCAGAAAGGAAAGGUGAAACCACCGAUGAAUCACACCCACAAACACACCAAAUCAAAGGGUGAUGGUUCACAAAAUCCCAUAGAUGGGCCUGGAUCUAAGUCGUCAAAUAAUGUCACUACUGUUUCUAAUGCUGUACCAAAGAUGUUUGAAAAUAAGUCAGUUCCAUGCAAAUCUCAAGCUUUGCAACAGUUACAACAGUUAAAUAAGCUCAACAACUCUGUCGGCAAUGUACUGCCUGAUCCAGCCGAUGACCUUGGCCCGAUAACGUGCCAAGUCCCGGCUAAGCUGGACUUUAGCAAAGAAGGCUUCCUGGAGGAUCAGAAGAAUAGGCUUCAGACGUCUAUGGCUGGACAUACUGUUGGCCAGGCAAUCUUCCAUCAAGGGUCUGUGUCCCCUCAAGCUCCUUUUAGUCAAGAACAACUGAAGCACCAGUUGUUGAUGCAACAGUCUGCUUCCCCAUGUGCUCCUACUGCCAGUCCCUCUUUAGUCAAUUCUGUUCCAAACCACAUGUACGGACCAAAUGUUCCUCAACACUUCCAGUGCCAGUUGCCUAUGAAUAUGCAGCAGAAUUCUGGAAACAUUAUGUUCCAGACUCUGAUGCAUGUGCAGAAUCCACAAGCCCAAAGAUUUACGAACCCUCCUGUGUUUGAACAAGCCAACAUGCAAGGAAAUCAUUUGCAGGUUGGAUCCCAACCAAAUCUCAUGAUCAACCAGGGCUAUCCUCAUCUAGGUAAUCUGACCUGGCUGGACCCAGGGAAACCGAAGGCCAAGAGGCCUAGAAGCAAGAAGGAUAAACAGAAGUUAAACAGCAUUCUUGAUAGGACAUCUCCUUGUCCGAAUGUUGAUGUCCGACACAUACCUCAGGAAGCAUCAAAGAAUCCAUCCAGCAUCAAUACUAGUGUAUCAUUCAUGGAAAAUCCAGCAGCAUUUCUUGCUCAACAAACAGCUCUUGUUCAUAGUUCAUUAAGUUCCACAAAGACAGAUAUGUCUCAACCAAGUCCUCGGACACCACAACCUUCUGUAUCCACCCCUCCAAGUGUAUCCACCUCAGUUCAGAAUAAGUCUGUUCCUGUAACCACAGCUUCUUCACCAGCAUCUGAACCUACAGAAGAGGUACCAGAUAAAGUAUUGCCACAAAGAACAUGUAGUAUUAGUGAACCAUCUGCAACGUCUAGUACAUCAACUGGCACAGUGACUACUGCUAAAACCCCAGGAUUGUUGAAAGUUGAUGACGGUGCAAACUGUGAUAGAUCAGAUACGCCUGCUAUAGAGAAAUUGGAUGUUUCUGAGAAAGAAGCAAGUGCAUCUGAACAGUGUUGUGAUGACAAAACCAGAUCAAGUCCUGCCAGCAAUGCCACUCUACCUUCAGAUGCCAAAGCAAACUCUUUAGAAUCAAGUGAGCCUAAGGACUCUGAUUGUGUCAGUGAAGCGAACACAACUAACAGCACUAAGCCAAACAUUUCACAGCAAAGCCAAACACCUACAAGCAGCAAUGCCGCUAUUGUCACCCUUGCUUCCACUGCCUCUGCAACAGAACCAGCCACUACUGCAACAAAUUUGGUAAUGCCAAGUGAUAUUUCUGAAUUGAUAGCUGCUAAUAAUCUUAACCUCAAUGCUGUCCAACAGGCUUUAAGUCAGCAAGGACCAGGUGAGUUUCCUGCCAGCACACUACUGUCUGCCGCGGCAAGAGCACAGGGGUCUCAACAAAACCCACUUAAUGUUCUACUAGGCCAGCCAAUGCAGGUCAGCCCUACUUUGCAAGUUCCCACUGGGCAAGAAACCGCUACACCAACCGCCAUUCCCGACAUGAUGAGCAAAGCAGGCAUUAACACGUUAGAUCAGUUGAAUUUAUCUCUACAACAGCAAGGUGGUGGAACUCUCAUGCUUCCUCAGAACCCAAAUAUUUUGGCAGGUGCUCUUCCUGGGGGUUACAUCAAUACACUGAAUGGUCCAACUGUGCAAGGAUUACCUCUCAACAUGUUCCUGCCUGUCAAUCAACCAAUAGGCAAUUCCACAGGUUUGAAUCCUGCUCAAAACUUAUUAAUUGGUCUUGAUCCUAAGUCAGGUGCCAAUUCACAGACUUCAAAACAGGCCACAACAACAGGUAGAGUUUCUGGAGUAGAGUCUACUAAAGGUUUGGAUGGCUUUAAUGGACCAGCUGUGAACUUCCCAACACUCUUUGCAAAUGUUGCUAGUGGCCCUAGUACUAUUGGUGCUAACAUGAAACUUUCAACAACAUCUUCCUCAAAUGCAUCCCAAGUUUCUGCUGGUGUCAAUGCUUCUUUGCUAAACAAUCAGUUCCCCUAUGUCACAAUGAACACUCCUAUGCCUCCGAUGUCCCUUCCCCUUGUAACCAAUGUCACAAACAGCCUAUCACAAGUGAUCCCAGCUGUUGGAGUUCCUCAGACAGUCCUGAAUCAACAACCUGUUACAUCACUCAUCAGCACUGUCACUGUCCCAACAUUGAACAAUUCCGUUGUCAUUACAAACCAAAUACCCUCAAUGCAUACUUCUCAGACUGGGACACAGAAUAUUGCAUUUAUGGGAGUACAACAACCUCAAGGGGGUGAGCCUGAAAACAAUGCAAAUGUAGGCACAGCCGAAGAUGUCAACAGUGUUGGCAGUUCUAUGGCCAGUACUGAAACAGUGUGUGUAAGUGAAAGUGGCCAAGCUAAUGUUCCAAAGCUUGAGACAACCCAUCAGGGUGUGGAGACACUCAUGAACAAACUGGUAAAUCAAACUGAAGUCAUGGAACAAAUGAACAAUAACACAGGUCAGGUUGUGCUUCUUCCGAAUCCAAAUAUUCCCCUUCUUCAGCUGUAUGGAGCUAAUCCAUUGUUAGCAGCACCUGGGAUAGAUAAGUUUGGUUUGAACAGUAUGCAGCAGGUCAUGCUCCAUGGCACAAUGAUUGAUCCACAGCUGUGCCAAGGUCAGCCUGCUGUAGGAGGGGGCCUCAAUCUCCUCCAGAUGCAACAGAUGUGGAACAAUGCUGGUAACGGCAACAUGACCAAUCUGAAUGCAAUACAACUUCAACAGCUUCAGGCACUUCAGCUGCAGCUUCUGCUGCAACAGAUCCAAGGAAUGCAAUCCCUUGUCAACCAAAUCCAGCUCCACGGUGCUGCUCAACAGACCCUUAAUCCAGAUGGAACCAUACCAACUCAAGUCCCCACUGUGGGAGAAGUGGAAGAGGAAGUAAAGGUUGAGGUGAAAGAAGAAGAGGAAGAGGAGGAGGAGUAUGGGGAUACCCAAGAUGCUGAUCUGAGUCCUUCAGGGGAAUGUGAAUUCAAAAGUGAAUGUGAUCAAAAUUUAAGCAAGAAUUACUCUCCGGAUCAACCUGUUAAUGAAAAUGAUGUGGGUUAUGGCAUAAAAGAUUCAGUUGAAAAUGAGGUUUCUCAAGAGCCCAAAGCUGUAUGUGAUGCAACAGGUGCUGGUGCAAAUGACAUUACCUGUUCGAAGUCUGAAGAUGGGGACAGUUUAGUUGAGACAUCACAGACUAAGAAAGAUCAUGAAUUUUGCGUUAGUGAGAAUUCAAGGAGUGACAGUGAUAAACAGUCAUGGCAUAAUACUGACUCUGAUGAUGUAUCCUCGUCAACUAUGUCUGUGUCUGAUUCAGCGGGUGAACAAAAAUCUUGUGACACUAACCUGUUGGAUUCCUCUAAAACUGGUACAGCUUUGAGAACAAAACCACAAAAAGAAUCAUUAGGUGAGUCUCCUUCAGUGUCAAAUGCAGUACUGGGUCGCGGGUCAUCAUCCAGCAGUGUACUGGAUGGGUCAGCAGCAUCAGCUUCAGAUCUGCCCCAUGUGAACCACAACGGGCCGGAGGAGGACUUGUGUGAUGAUACUGAUUCACUGGAUGAUGACAUGUCUCUCGAUGAUCUGCGGAGGGGGUUGAAACGAGCCAGAACAGAUGAUGAGACUGAUGUGGACUCCACUAGCAUUGACAACUACGACGAGGAGUCCAUUGACGGCAUGGUGUCUGAAGGCUACCUUCAGAACUUCUCCACAGGGGAUGUUGUAUGGGGUCAGAUCCGAGGCUUCCCGCUGUGGCCAGGCAAGCUGGUUCCAGAAAGUGCUGCUGAGGGCAUUGAACUGAACCCCUCCCUAGAGGACAGAGCAGAUGCCGUGCUGGUCAUGUGGUAUGGGGAUCACACAUUUACUCGGGUUGAGCCUCAAAGACUCAAGACAUGGGGCGAAGGAAUGGUUGCUCAUCACAAAACCAGGAGGAAAUACCGCAGAGGCAGGAAGAUGAACUCCCAUCUGGAGGCGGCUAUCCAGGAGGCUGUGAAGGACAUAAAAGACAUGCCAGUCGUGAACUCUGAAACAGCCGCAGUGAAACCUUCAGUGAAGGGGCGUGCCACAAAGAAAAGGAAGGCUUGAUGCCGCAUGGAUUAUUUCAGUGUACAGUCAAACACUGAAGAGAGCCUACAUUCAUCCACUGUUUUAUGGUUGGACAGUGAAUGUCCAGGGAUAUAGUAGGAUAAUGAUGGAAGACAUUGACGAUAUAUGACAUGCGAUGGACAGUGUUUAUUUAUGUCCAGUCAUUAGGGAAUUUACUUUCCUGGGAAUUGAAGUUUGAGAUUGAUGUGAUGUCUGUUUAGCUCAGCAAAACCAUUUUUGAAGGAUUUUGAAAUUUUGAGAACCUGCAUUUUGAAGGAUGUCUGCUGGUUUGUAAACAAUAUGUACAGUUCAUUAUGGCAUGAACAUUAAUUAGGCUCUCCUCACAACAGUUUAUGAGUACUACCUACAAUAUCAGCUUCAUCUGAUGAAGUCAUGACUUGGACAGCAUACUAGAAUUUGAAAUUGAAGAUGAAAUAUUUUGUGCCAAUGUUGAAAGUCUAAGGACACGGUGUGGAAAUUGUGUUAUUUUGUGACAGAUGAAUUACUACCAAGUCUGAUGAAGGGGUUCUUUUUCGAGUCCAGGUGGGUGGUGGGUGGGAUGUUACCUGCAAAAAGUUUGUCGUGUCGUCUUCUUCGAUGGGUUGUUAUGAUGUCUCUCACAAGUAACAGUUAUUGUAGUUUCUGCCUCGAUAUGUUCUCUUGAAAUCAAGGGUUGGGUGACUGCCAAUUGAUUAAUCGACGGAGAUUGACAAAUGAGGAGUCACUUCACCCUUGACAUCUAAUAAGGCAGAGGGAAAGCAUACGAUAAUUAUUUUCACCAAUUGUCAUCCACAUUAGGUGGCAAGAAUAUGCAAAGUAUUCAUGAGGAAAGAUCACAAAAGAAAAGGUGCAGUCAACGGUUGAAAAUUCCAUUAUGAUUGGGAUGUGCCUGGCAAUUGCAACAGACAAUUUAUUAGAUUUUUGACUAUUUGAACUGCAGGUCCAGCUGCAUGCCUCAUGCAUUGAAGCGAUGUUGAUUGAUAAAAGUGACGGCACUUUUGAUGAAAAAUCCAGUUGUGCAGUCGUCUAGUGCGAAAAAGGUGACCCCCUUAAAUUCAAGAAAUAAGUCAGUUGAGACUUUUGUUAAAUAAUUGUUUCGACCAUGGACGUAUUCACAGAUAUUGAAAGAAUGAAACAAACUUUCCGUAAUCUAACUAGAAAAUAGUUAAUUGCCCAACCCGUCCUGGGUUCAUCAAGUACCUUGUAGUUCAGACAAGGAGAGUGUCAAGUUGAGGUCUUAUUUUCAAAGAACAGACCAUAAGUCAACAUGGUUUCCAAGGUUUGACUGAACAGAGAUAAACACUGGUGUGGCAGAGAGUGUCAACUUAAUGCUAUAUUAUCAAUGAGUAGGCCAUAAAGUGUCAUUGUUCCCAUCUUGUUUUUGAGUAAAGGACCUCAGGUUUGCAAGGUUUAUCUGUACAGAAACAGGUUGGUCUGGCAGAGUGGUAGCAUGGUGGAGAGUGGUUUGGUUUUAUUUUGUCAGUGUUCCCCAGUGUGGCUGCGGAACUGCCACAAGAGCCACAGACUACUCACUUGUUCUCAUUUGUGACAGUUUCUUUGCUGGAAGAGUUCCGCAGUGCGGCAGUAGAAUUACCUACCACAAGGCCCAUGAACACCUCCCUUCACUUGUGAACAUUGUGGCACCACUGUUGGUGUUGGUGUUGGGUACUAUCAUGACAGGCUCUCAUCGCUCUUUUCAUAAACAUUUUGAAGAAUUUAUUAAAAUGUAGGUCAUUCAAGGGUUGGUUUUCUGUUCUGUCUAUGUCUACAAUGGUCUGGUGUGUUCAUUGAGCAUGGCUAUGUUAAUCUGAGAAAUUGUUCAUUCUGUUUAUAAGUUGUGAUAGGUAGAUCUGUUUCAAAGUUCUGCGAUAUGAUGUUAGUCACUUGGGUAUGGGAUUUCCUUUAAAGAUGAAUGAUAAAGUGCUGUGGUGUUCAGGCCGGAAUUUGUUUAAUGCAGUGUUGGCAGAAACUGAAGAGAAACAGGCUGAAGGCUUCUGUCAGUCAAGACAUUCUUGAAUAGUUAAUGGAUGUUUUACUUCACAAGUUGGUGGGAAGGUCAUUUAUUGGACGGUGUAAAUUUUAGUUUCGGAAGAAAAUUUAUUUUUCUAAGACGAAACAUGAGUUGUUACCUUCUAAACCUCUCUGUAUAGUACUGUCCCAGCGAAACAUGAUCUGAAAUAUUUCAAAUGCACAUGACAUGCAAAUUCUAUGUAUGUUUGUCCGUGUUGUUUGGGGCAUAAUUGCAUAAUGUAAACACAGGCAAUAUUGACAUUUGUUUUCUGAAUUGAUGGACAGUUUCAUGUUGGUAAUUUAAUGUUUGGUAGUGUUCAAUAAUUGGUCUUGUGUUCAUUUGUCAAGCACAGCUGCUGUUGCUCAGGUAAUGUUUCCUGUGUAAAUGUGUCAGGGGGUUGAUACAGCUCGAACCUUACUCAGAGCCAAAAUGUGCGCUCCAAAAAGCAGGUUUAGAUAGAUUUUCAGAUAAACGGUUAACAGUAAAAUUCUAGGCGAUUCUUAUUAUUAAAACAGGUUAUUGGAUCCUCUAAAAUGAACUACCUAUUUGAACAGGGACCCAUUCCACAUUGCGAUUUUAGCUCUAAGAUGAUCGUAACUCCCAUACUUUUGCAUAGACUUACUACAAUCGUAGCACUAAGAUGAUCGUAACUCCCAUGCUUUAGCAUAGACUUACGACAAUUGUAGUGCUAAGAUGAUCGUAACUCCCAUACUUUUGCAUAGACUUACGACAAUUGUAGUGCUAAGAUGAUCGUAACUCCCAUACUUUUGCAUAGACUUACGACAAUUGUAGGUCAAAGAUGAUGGUCACUCCCAUACUUUAGCACAGGCUUACAACAAUCAUAGCGCUUAAAUCAUUUUGUGGAAUGGGGCCCUGAGCUAGCAGUAUGCACAUUUAUAUUUUGACCCUUAGAAAAGCAUCCAAAAUAUUUUACUGCGAGACCAAUUAAAUUUGAGAUCAAGGCCCUGUUGCACAAAGCAAUCGUAGCGCUACGUCUGUCAAAGGCUAUGUUAAAGUAUAUGAUUAAUGAGUCAUGACCUUAUGAUCGCUUUAUGCAACAGGCCCUGAAAAAAAUUUGAAAUGAUCUUUUUGCUUUCUUACUGCUGUUUUCCCCGCCUAGUGAUAAGGAUUUUGAAAGAAAAAUACAGACAUUAAUAAAUAAUGAUAAUUCCAACAGAUUUUGCUCGAGGGAGAUUUGGUAGUUGUUAAGUGUUUAGUUCUGUUCCUACUGUGAGUGUAGGAGCUAUAUUUUAUGAAGUAGUCAAAGAUAUAACUGUUGUUGGCAUUUCCAUGUGAGGUAGUGUAUGUUUAGCAAUGAUCAGUGCUUUGUUUGAGGCCAGGGUCAGUGACUUAUUGUCUGUUAUUGUUAUGUUUUGGGAGGGACAGUGGACAGUACACUGGCGGACAUUCCUGUCCCCCAUCUCCGACAACUCGGAGGUUUCAACAUGUAUGAUGAUGAUUAUUUCUUGAGCAAUAGACGUACCUUCUCCAUCAGUUGGUACUGCCGAAAUCGGUGUCUGGGUAUUUAAUCAGACUUAUAUGAUGCAUUUUCAAAUUUACUCUGUGCAAGAGAGAUGAUUUAUUUUAACACUUUCAUGCUUAAUUUAUUGUUACUGAAUUUGUGACUGAUAUUGUCUUCAUUAAAAACCGGAAAUUGAUGGAUGCAGAUAGAGCAAACCACAUCCUUAAUGUGUUCAUGUAGAAAUAUUUAGUUCUGAUAUUUUCCUACCAAACCCUCUGUGUGUUGUUCAGCUUGGUGUGUGUUUUCAGUUAAAGCUUCAUGGUUACUGUAUGGCUCUGUGAUAUGUCCAAUGUGUACAGGUGUUAUUUAUUUGUGAUACUUCCUUUUGCAUAAUACCUUGCAGAUUUACUUCACUCUUAAGGCUUAAUUAUAUAAUAAUUCUCUAUAAGCUUAAAAGUUUAUGCCUGUGAAUUUAUUGAAUCAGAAACUCCGUCACAAACAUAUUACUUGUACUUUGAAAUAUAUAUAUUAAUCAAGAAUUUUUUGCAUAAGGACAUCCUUUGUCUCUUCCAUUGCUAAGCAUAGGGCAAGUCUAUAUAUUGUAUCUCUAGCUGUGUGUUAAGUGUAAUAUCCUAUAUCAGCUGAAACUACCGUACACAGGACUGGUCAAGUCCGAACGUGAGCACCCAAUCAGAGACAGGGUAUCACUUAAGCCUUACCUCAUUGGGCUAAGCUCAGUUCAACACAAGCAUGAACACUUACUAUAUUUUGUUUUGGUUUGGAGGAGUUACAUAGACAUUUUUACACCAUAAAUCAAACAAUUAUUUUGACAGUUGGGUUGAAUACAAAAUUGUAUAUUUUUUUUGUUAACUUAGUUAACUUAUUUGCUCUGUAUGAAGAAUAUGUUUGAAAAUUUUGUUGUGGUUUGAAAUGGUUUCAUUUUCUUGACUCCAGGCAGGCAGGAUUGUGGGAAUUGACAAAUGAAACUCCUUGAAAACAUUAGGUAUUACUAAGCAAUGUCAGAAACAUAAUACAGAUAAGCAAAUCUCUCCAAUUUUGGAGGCGAGCUUGAGAAAGAAUUAACUUAUCUUUACAAUCAAGUUGAACUUUCAGUAUUUUUCAAUUACAUUCAAUCUAUGCUUCGAUGCAGUGACUGAUACCAUCCUUUCAUUUGGCCUGAUUAAUUUGUGGUUUAACAGUUGUAUUUGUUGAUGAUUUGUUUAGGGGACAUUGGGGCCAGUAAGGUGCCACAUGUUGCUGUGAACAGUUGAUUUCUUCGUUAGGACAGGAUCCUUUAAUCAUAUGUUUGAAUCCCAGGUUUACCCUGGUCAAUAUUCUUGGUUUGUCAGCACCAUAUCCAUGUUCAUCAGGACAGGAUCCUUUAAUCAUAUGUUUGAAUCCCAGGUUUACCCUGGUCAAUAUUCUUGGUUUGUCAGCACCAUAUCCAUGUUCAUCAGGACAGGAUCCUUUAAUCAUAUGUUUGAAUCCCAGGUUUGCCCUGGUCAAUAUUCUUGGUUUGUCAGCACCAUAUCCAUGUUCAUCAGGACAGGAUCCUUUAAUCAUAUGUUUGAAUCCCAGGUUUGCCUGGUCAAUAUUCUUGGUUUGUCAGCACCAUAUCCAUGUUCAUAGUCUUCACCAAAUUGGUCCGCGUGAAAAAACGAUGGAUCAUUUUGGACUUUCUUGCCUCAUUUGGCUUAUUGACAUGCUGUGAUUUAGCUGAAAUAGUGUUAAAAAUGGCAUUAACCCAACUCACUCACUCACCCACUCUGAUUUGUUCAACCUUGAUACAUACUGUUCUUCAUUUAUUCAGGUUUGGUGACUCCUACUAUGAUCUGAAUUGUUUUUAGAUUUAAUUAGAAAUAGAGACCCAAAAUUGCAGAAUUUGGCAUAAUAUUUGACAGUGUAAACAGACCUGAAGUAAAUGUUAAUAUGAGUUUAACAGUUCAGUUAUAAGAUGUCAAUAAUUAGUUAUAGAUUAACAAAUUAUGUUGUUGCUGGCGUUAAGGAAAACAUUGAAGCUUUUUGUUGAAAGUUUAAUUUUGUUCAUUAAUGUUAUAUUUGUUUGCAAUGUUGAUGGCAUUAUAUUUUUAUCAUUGAAAAUAGACUGACUAAAAGUGUAUGGCAUUUUUGAAGAUAUUGCGUUUAUGUUAAUUUCUCUCCUAAGUAUUUGUUAUGUGUGCAAGAUCAAAGAUAGUUUACUUUGUAGUUAUACAUUUAUGAUUAAAUUGACUAAGGAAACGUUCCGAGGUUCUAUGUGAUGUCCACUUUUGACCAGGAGAAGAUGCUUCAGGCUGCUUGUGCUUAUGUGGUUACUGUUAGUGCUUAUGUGGUUACUGUUAGUGCUAUAGUUAUUACUGUGUGUUGUGCAGAUUUAAUUUAAGCUUGUUUGUUUAGAAUCUCAGAAUAUUCUAUGGUGUUCAAUGUUGUGUGAAAAGUGCUUCAAAGGGAGACAACUGCCCAUUUUACUGACCCAUCGCUCACAAUGCUUGCAAAUGGCGAGAUUGUGUUUAUUGUGUCCGUGGUCAGAUUCCGAUGUAUUUGUGUUUGAGCAUAGAGAUAUACACAUAUUUUAUUUGUUGUUUUGUUGGACAAUCUUUUUUUUUAAUUGUACAUAAACAUUUUAUCCCUAAUGCUACACCAGUAGUUAUAACUGACCCAGUUUUAAUGCUGAUAAAAGUUGAUUUCGUUUGUAUAUAUUGAUAAUUAAUAUGAUGUUUUGUACAUAGUCAACCAUUUCGUGCCAUGUAUGGAUACAGAAGUAUACUUAUCUUAAUGUUAAAAGUCCUCAUGUGCUCAAAGCACACAACCGAUGUCGUGUACAGAAAAUUUGUAUAAUGUGAUAUCAUGUUAUUCAGUGUUUAUUUACAGUCUUAAUCACAGCUUAGUGAGUCAUGUGACCAGGGUCAUGUGACAGGAUCAGAUACCGAGGGAAUCAUCGUCUUGCAUAUAUUUCUGUGACUUGUUUAUCAAUAACCAUUGAGACAGUAUGCCACAGAUGAACUGUGGGUCUACUGAAGCUACUUGCCUGUCCUUCACAGGCUGACACAAGCAAUGACGGAUAGAUGUAUUCCCAUGUUUAUCAUACUCCCAAUGUUCUGUAUUAAACUUCAGUUUAUUGUUCACA